Annulohypoxylon maeteangense is the source of this 1651-nucleotide messenger RNA. Its product is annotated as PLP-dependent transferase. The record is from RefSeq and is a predicted model, not a curated record. The coding region runs from base 171 to 1568 and encodes 465 amino acids. The transcript has 3 exons. Lineage: Eukaryota; Fungi; Ascomycota; Sordariomycetes; Xylariales; Hypoxylaceae.
GGACAACUGGUAGGUACAUACCAGGUUAAGUACCUACCUAACUAUAAUUCCUCAUCCAUGAUAUGGAUAUUUGUUAUUUUUCAGAGUUGUAAUUGCUAGAAAUGCCGACCCAGUAGGUGCUUUUUCAUAAGAAAAACACUUACCGUUCGUCAUAUUUAUACAACUUCGGAAUGGGGUCCUACAAUCAGAGCUCUAACCCACCCAACACAAGGGGCGAUGUGUUGGGAAAGAGCGGCAUUUCGGCAGCAUUUGGUCAGAGAGCGCUUCAACAUUUUGACUUUGAUCCGGAAUAUCGCAAUUUAAAUCAUGCCUCUUUCGGGGCAAGCCCCAGUGCGAUCAGAAAGAAGCUCUGCCAGUUUCAGGAUCUGGCUGAAGCAAUGCCUGAUCAGUUCAUCCGCUAUCAAGCUCCCGAUUUUCUGAACGAAUCUCGGGAAGCCGUGGCGGAACUACUCAACGCCCCUACGGACACGGUAGUGCUUGUUCCAAACGCUUCUGUUGGAGUGAACACCGUUUUACGGAAUAUUACCUGGAACGAGGAUUCGAAGGAUGAGAUCCUAUACUUCAGCACCAUAUACGGAGCAUGCGGUAAAACUAUCGACUAUAUGGUAGAUUCGAGUCAGAACCGCGUCUCGGCGCGGGAAAUACGGUUAAGGUACCCGCUCGAGGACGACGAAGUCAUUGCCGCCCUCAGGGAUGCGAUAGAGGCUUCUGCUAAAUCUAUGAAACGCACGAGAGUUUGCUUAUUCGACACGGUAUCGAGCCUCCCUUCUGUGCGCCUACCCUUCGAACGGAUUACGGAAAUCUGCAGAGAAGCCGGGAUACUGAGUCUAAUCGACGGGGCGCAGGGGGUCGGGAUGAUCGAUAUCGAUCUGAAAGCACUUGAUCCUGAUUUCUUCGUCUCAAAUUGUCAUAAGUGGCUUUACGUACCUAGGAGUUGCGCCGUCCUCUACGUCCCGUUGCGAAAUCAGGCGAUAAUAACGUCGUCGCUACCGACUUCUCAUGGGUACAUCCCCAAAUCAGAAACGGGCAGGAGGUUUAACCCAAUGCCGAAGCAAAAUAAGAGUGCCUUUAUCAACAAUUUUCAAUUUGUCGGCACACUGGACACGAGCGCCUAUCUUUGCGUAAAGGAUGCAAUCGAAUGGCGACGGCGGAUCCUCGGCGGCGAGCCCAGGAUAAUAGAAUAUACCCAAACACUAGCAAGGGAAGGGGGUAAGAAGGUAGCAUCUAUUCUCGGAACAGAUGUUCUAGAUAAUAAGUCCGCAUCAAUGUCGAGAUGCGCGACCACGAACGUUGCUUUGCCUUUGAGACCCGGAGAGGCAGCGAGGGCCCCGGAAUGGAUGAUGGAGACGAUGAUAUCCGAUUACAAGACAUUCAUCCCUUUGUUCUCACACAGCGGCCGUUUGUGGGCUAGGAUAAGCGCACAGGUUUAUCUUGAUAUUCAAGAUUUUGAAUGGGCAGGCCGGAUGCUCCUCGAGCUCUGUGAGAGAGUAGGGAAGGGUGAGGAUAUUGGAUGGGAGCAUGAACAUCUGCGAAAAUGGAUCCCGAUUAUGGGGCAGAUUCCACUAUAAUUUAAACCAAUCAACGCAUUCAUAGGUACCGAGUACUUAUAGAUAUUUACAUUUUGGAAGUUAAUCACAAGUUAAUAAGUCGC